UCGCAGACUCUUCCUUUUGUUUCAUUCAUGACGAUUAUUUCCAAAAACCAGCUUAUCGAACGAAUAGAGCACUCACAGAGCAGUCAAUUGACGCCUAUGCCCCUCACAUCUGCCUUGUGCAAGUCGCUAGGUGUGCCCUUUGUCACCCAACAGAGAGACGACGUCGCAAAAGGCUUACAGACGAGCUGUGCGUCCAUAGCAACACGACCUACCGCCUACUGGACCUCACUUGCUGUGCUUGACUGCUCUAAUACUAUUGUGCUGGGAUCGGCUGGUGCCGAAGAUAACCUUCACUUUUACAAAGACCAAAGCUUAGAUGAUGCACUUGCGUAUCCUCGCUUUCAGAAUAUCCCGUCGGAUAAGUUUUCCGACCCGGUGCAUUCAUUGGCGAGCUAUGAGGAAACGGUACUCAUUGGCUCCAACCAUGGUUUUGUAAAGAUGCUGGAUAUUCAUGGCAUGGCGAACGAUACGCAAACCAUUUCCCCGCGGCAGGUAGCCCAAUACGUCCCUCCAGGAAGCAAUUAUGACCCUUUAGCUACACCGGGUAUCCCAAUUGCCAACAGCCACGUCAAAGCCGUUCAGUUUUCUAGAAGAUACACGUUCAAUCCAGACGAAUGCUACCCUGUCAAUACACUCAAGUUUUUCAUGGUCGUUGGUUCCGCCAUGCAUAUCUGGGAUGUUGAACAUCAGGCAGAACCAAUUUAUUCAAGAAAGUUUGGACCCUACCCUCUUAACAAUGGCCAUUGGUCGCCACAUGCUCCGUACAGCUUGGUUGCAACAGCUAGUACCGAUGGAAGUGUGAAUAUCAUUGACAGCCGAAUUUCUCCAUCUUCAGCUCCAGCAUGGACAUCGACACCUCGCGCUCAUCGGCCCAGUGUGCGGGAUGUCAAGUUCAGCCCUAUCAUUCCAUACUGGAUGGCAAGUGCAGGUAAGACACAAGUGGAACUAGAUGGAGUGACAGGAUACUUACAUGCUUUGCUUGCAAAGACGAUGAUGGUGUAACCCAGAUAUGGGAUAUUCGGUUUUCGCAUGCCGUGGCCGAAAUAGACGGCCAUCGCAAACCUGUUAACUCGGUAAGGGGUCGUUUUAUGGACGGAGAAUUAGACUGUGUACUGGCUAAA
Molecule: messenger RNA, 1121 nt
Organism: Umbelopsis ramanniana AG
Lineage: Eukaryota; Fungi; Mucoromycota; Umbelopsidomycetes; Umbelopsidales; Umbelopsidaceae
Exons: 6
Coding region: 28-1002 (324 amino acids)
Molecular function (GO): protein binding
Source: RefSeq, a predicted model, not a curated record